This is a messenger RNA of Seminavis robusta, 1167 nucleotides long. The record is from the annotation of a GenBank genome assembly. NCBI's taxonomy places the organism in Eukaryota, Bacillariophyta, Bacillariophyceae, Naviculales, Naviculaceae.
AUGCACAAGGGUUUGACUGCGCUUGGCAACAGAAGAAAGAUGAAGACCAAGAAAAAGGAUGUUAAGAAAGCUAUGAAGUACAAGAAGGCUCCUGACGCUCCAAAACGUUUCAAGUCGGCUUUCAUCAUCUUCUCAGCUGAAAAGCACAAGGAGAUCAAGAAGGACCUUCUAGACGAAGGAAAAGCUGUCAAGACUACAGAUAUUGCCAAGAUGGUUUCAGAGGCAUGGAAAAAGCUUGAUCCUGAUGCGCGGAAGGACUGGGAUGAUAAAGCUGAUCGUGACAAGCAAAGGUACGAAGCUGAGAAAGCCAUGUAUAAAGGCCCCUGGAAGAUUCCAAGCAACAAGCGAAAGACCAAAGACCCAUCUGCACCAAAGCGACCCAUGAGUGCAUUCUUGGCAUACUCCAACAGCCGCAGAGCAGAACUCAAGAGGAGCAACCCAAAGGCUACCAAUGCAGACUUGUCACGGAUGUUGUCAAAGACGUGGAAGGAGCUUCCUCCAACUGAACGAGCAGUGUACAUGGCAGAAGAGAGAGAGCUUAGGGAGCAAUACAAGACCAAAAUGUCAGAUUGGCGCACGAAGGUGGCGGAGGAAAAGAAGGUAGAAAGAGAAGAACGGGAGGUCGCAGCCAUGCAAGCCGCAGAGGCAGGGCAAACGCAUCAGGGAAUGGACCCAGAUGCAGUGACUCCCAAUCGCGGCCCGGUGGACUCUAAAUGGGUCGGUUCCAUGCAACAACAGCACCAUGAGGACGUACCUAACCAGCAGUUUCAGCAACAGGGACAGCCAAACCCCCAACAGCAGCAGGUCCCAGAGUCACAUCCACACGUCAAUGAGAUGGCUCCGCCUGGCAUGUUUGCCAACCCGUACUUUCCUGCAGCUGCAUUUGGUGGCGCUGGGCAAGCAGCACUUGGUGGUUUGAAUCCGGCUUCCGCAAACCCCUAUCUUGUCAAUGCCUUUGCCGCCAAUCAAGGCUACAUGCAAGGAGGCAAUCCUGCCAUGUCGUCGUUAUUUGGAGGGCAACCACCACCGUACAUGCCAAAUGGCGGCAUGCCAGGACAGAUGCAUCCUGGUUUGUACGGGCACGGGCCGAACUUUGCUGGUGGCGGCGGCGGAAUGCAGGAUAGCGGCGCAGGACCAAAUGGUGGCUACGGGCAGAUGCAGCCCUAG